Paramecium sonneborni is the source of this 1386-nucleotide messenger RNA. The record is from the annotation of a GenBank genome assembly. NCBI's taxonomy places the organism in Eukaryota, Ciliophora, Oligohymenophorea, Peniculida, Parameciidae.
AAAUGAUUGACGUAAACAUAAGUUCUGUUUAACAAAACAGAGAUAGAUCAUUCAUCAUCAUAGCAAUAUUAAUAUUGAUGGCAAAUGCUAGUUACAUGAUGAUGAUUCCACUUUUCCCUCCUUUAAUAAAAGAAAAGGGAUUCACUGAAGCUAGCAUAGGAAUUAUUAUGUGUUUUUACCCUCUUGGUAGUAUAUUAGCAUCCUGGAAGUUGGGUAAGAUGCAUAGUUCAAAAAAAAUCAUCUUAUAGGGUUUAAUGGGUUAAUUGAUGAUAUCCAUAAUAUUGGGAAUAUCAUAUUUUUUGGAUGGAGCACUAUUCUUUGUUUUAUCAUCAAUUUUAAGAUUCUUAUAAGGAAUAGUAUAAUAAUUUAGUAAAUAUUUAGUCAAACACCAUGAUAUAGGUUCCAUCAUAUUCAAUAACUGGACAUUUAUUUUCUGAAUAAGUUUCAGAGAAGAUUGCCAAAUUAGAAAUGGCUUGUAAUUUUGGUUUAGUUUGUGGCCCUUUAAUAAGUGGUCUUCUAUACAUUUUAGCAGAUAUCUAUAACUUUAACACUUUCUAAUACUCAUUAUAUUUAGUGGCAUUUUUAUACUUUUUAAUAACUAUUUGUGUAAUAUUCUUUCUUGAUGAAAGGAUAUUCAACUUCAAUUAAGAAGAAUCAGAUGUUUAAAUCAAUUACUAUGAAGUAUUUAAGAUUCAUGAACUUAAUGUGACCUUUACUUCCUAUUUCUUUUUAGGAGUAGCUGCUUAAGCAUUACGUACUUAUCUAGUAAUUUUAUAUAAAUUAACAUUAGUCUGUGUAAUUAUUAGAAGUUUAUAAUCUAGAUGAUGCUAAUUCUUAAUUCCUAUUUAUGAUUUACACUAUUGUAAGUUUCUUUGGAGCAUAUUAUGUAGCUGAAUAAAAACAUUAUACUUUAAAUUAACUUUACACUUAUUGCCUUUAUAUUGGAUCUAUAAGUCUUAUACUAUAUGGUCCAUCUAUGAUAGGAUUGCCUAAAUCAAUUUAUAUUAUAUGUUUUGCUGAUAUUAUAAGAGGAAUCGGAAUAGGAUCAGCGUAAUCAUUUAUUUUUAUUCAUAGACCUGCUAUUAUAAUGCCUUUAAUCGUUUAAAUUAUGGAAAAAAAUAAACAUAAAGAUCAAGCUGCUGAAAUUGGUUCUACUCUUUUAAUUGCUGGCUGGUCAUUAGGAGAUUUAAUUGGACCUAUCAUUGGAGGAAUAUUUAUAGAUUAAGUUGGUUUUGAUAAAACUAGUGUCAUUAUGAGUGGAGCAUUAUUUGCUAUCGGAUUUAUCUAUUAAAAAACUAGUCAUAUAGAUUAAGAACAACAAGGAAUCGAAAUGUAGAUUCUAAUUCAUUGAUGUGUAUAUAUUUGAAUUUUCAUUUUUGUGUAGUA